Molecule: messenger RNA, 939 nt
Organism: Budorcas taxicolor (takin)
Lineage: Eukaryota; Metazoa; Chordata; Mammalia; Artiodactyla; Bovidae
Gene: HS3ST1
Product: heparan sulfate-glucosamine 3-sulfotransferase 1
Exons: 1
Coding region: 1-939 (312 amino acids)
Molecular function (GO): [heparan sulfate]-glucosamine 3-sulfotransferase activity
Source: RefSeq, a predicted model, not a curated record
AUGGCCCCGCUGCUCCUGGGCGCGGUGAUGCUGGUGGCCCAGCUCCAGCUAGUGCCUUCCCGCCCCGCGGUGGUGCCAGGGAACGAGCCGGGCCAGCCGGAGCUGGUGCGGAAAGCGGCGACCCUCCAGGAUGAGAUCCCCAACGGCGCAGCCCCCAAUGGCUCCGCCCAGCAGCUGCCGCAGAUCAUCAUCAUCGGUGUGCGCAAGGGCGGUACCCGCGCGCUGUUGGAGAUGCUCAGCCUGCAUCCAGACGUGGCGGCUGCCGAGAACGAGGUGCAUUUCUUCGACUGGGAGGAGCACUACAGCCAAGGCCUGGGCUGGUACCUCAGCCAGAUGCCCUUCUCCGCCCCACACCAGCUCACGGUGGAAAAGACCCCCGCGUACUUCACGUCGCCCAAAGUGCCUGAGCGCGUCCACGGCAUGAACCCAGCCAUCCGGCUGCUGCUUAUCCUGCGGGACCCGUCGGAGCGCGUGCUCUCCGACUACACCCAAGUGUUCUACAACCACGUGCAGAAGCGCAAGCCCUACCCGUCCAUCGAGGAGUUCCUGGUGCGUGAAGGCCGCCUCAACGUGGACUACAAGGCUCUCAACCGCAGCCUGUACCACCUGCACAUGGAAAACUGGCUGCGUUUCUUCCCGCUGCGCCGCAUCCACAUCGUGGACGGCGACCGCCUCAUCAGGGACCCCUUCCCCGAGAUCCAGAAGGUGGAGCGGUUCCUGAGGCUGUCGCCGCAGAUCAACGCCUCCAAUUUCUACUUUAACAAAACCAAGGGGUUCUACUGCCUGAGGGACGGCGGCCGGGACCGCUGCUUACACGAGUCCAAAGGCCGGGCGCACCCCCAAGUGGACCCCAGACUCCUCAAUAAACUGCACGAAUAUUUUCAUGAGCCAAAUAAGAAAUUCUUUGAGCUUGUCGGCAGAACAUUUGACUGGCACUGA